Messenger RNA from Lathyrus oleraceus (garden pea), 2856 nucleotides. Its product is annotated as DNA (cytosine-5)-methyltransferase CMT3. The record is from RefSeq and is a predicted model, not a curated record. Gene Ontology annotation, cellular component: nucleus. NCBI's taxonomy places the organism in Eukaryota, Viridiplantae, Streptophyta, Magnoliopsida, Fabales, Fabaceae. The coding region runs from base 85 to 2613 and encodes 842 amino acids. Gene Ontology annotation, biological process: negative regulation of gene expression via chromosomal CpG island methylation. Gene Ontology annotation, molecular function: DNA binding; DNA (cytosine-5-)-methyltransferase activity; chromatin binding. The transcript has 20 exons.
CGUUUUCUCUCACACAAUCGUUUCUUGCCGUUUUCGCUUAUUCACUCUUGAGCUUCUCAUUUUUUCAUUUCUCUCAACAACGAAAUGGGAAAAGCUCGCUCUGGUAGCAAACGCGCUCAGCCAGCAACGCCGGAACAAGAUGAACUUGAAGACAACGUUCUUUCGUCGGAAGAUAACGAAAUCGUUUCGCUUCUUCCUUCCGAGCGAAAGAAACUUAAGUCUUGUUCUGCUAAGACUGACGGUGCUUCCUUUGUUGGAAAACCUAUUCCGGCAGAGGAAGCCAGAUCUAAAUGGCCUCGCCGUUACUCCAAGAAAGAUGGAUCCGAGGAUAAUGAUUGCUUAAAAGCGAAGUUUCAUUACCGUGAGGCAAAUGUUGAUGGUGUUAUUUAUAAGCUCAAUGAUACUGCCUAUGUCAAGGCUGAAGAUGAUAAACCUAACUAUAUUGCAAGGAUUGUUGAGUUCUUUGAAACUGAAGACAAAGAUCCAUAUUUUACUGCUCAAUGGUUUUAUAGAGCCGAAGAUACUGUUAUUAAGAUUCAUCCCGAGCUUAUUGACAAGAAGAGGGUCUUUAUAUCAGAUGUCAAAGAUGAAAAUCCUCUUGAUUGUAUUGUCAGAAAAGUGAAAAUUGCCCUAAUUACUCCUGAUGUAGACUUGGCUGCAAAGAAGAAGAAAAUGCCUCCCUGUGAGCUAUACUAUGAUAUGAAGUACACUAUUCCUUAUUUAACAUUCUCAAGCAUUGUCAGUGAAACAUCCAAAAUAGAGAGUGAAACAUCUACACUAUCAAGUGAAUCAGAUUCUAAAUAUGGUUCUAAUAGGUGUGAUGCUGAGAAUAGUGUUGCUAAUGGAGGGUUAAUUCAAAACAAAGAUUCUGAGAAGACAGAAUGGACUUUAUUAGAUUUGUAUGCUGGUUGUGGAGCCAUGUCCACUGGUCUUUGCUUUGGAGCUUCUAUAUCUGGCAUCAAUCUUGUUACGAGGUGGGCUGUUGACAUAAAUAAACAUGCUUGUGAAAGUCUGAAGCAAAAUCACCCAGAAACACAUGUGAGAAAUGAGCCUGCAGAAGACUUUUUAAGUCUACUGAAAGAGUGGGCUAAGCUCCAUGAGGAGUUUGUAUUGAAGGCAUCAGAAAAGACAGAUUCUAAUGUUGAUGCUGAUGAAAAUGUGAAAGAUGAACCCGAAGACAUAAAAGAAGAAGCUGCUGAUGACUCAUCUGACUCUGAAGAAUUUGAGGUAGAAAGACUGCUUGCUGUUUGCUACGGUGAUCCCAACUCUGACAACAAACCAGGAGUUUACUUUAAAGUGCAAUGGAAGGGUUAUGAUUCCAGUUAUGAUACGUGGGAGCCAGUAGAGGGCUUGAGAGAUUGUACAGACGCUUUGAAAGAUUUUGUGACAAAUGGUUGUAAAGAAAAAUUAUUGCCUCUUCCUGGUCAAGCUGAUUUUAUUUGUGGAGGACCACCUUGCCAAGGAAUUAGUGGUUUCAAUCGAUUCCGUAAUGACAAAGAGCCACUGAAGGAUGUUAAAAACAAGCAGUUGCUUGUUUAUAUGGACAUUAUUGAUUUCCUGAAGCCAAAAUAUGUACUGAUGGAGAAUGUUGUUGACCUUUUGAAAUUUUCUGGUGGGUUUUUGGGCCGUUAUGCCAUAGGUCGUCUUGUGGCCAUGAAUUACCAAGCUAGAAUGGGGAUGAUGGCUGCAGGUUCGUAUGGUGUUCCUCAAUUCAGGAUGCGAGUUUUUCUUUGGGGAGCUCUUCCUAAUGAAAAACUGCCUGCUUAUCCGUUACCAACUCAUAAUGCGAUAUCAAGAUCGGUUGUGCCCACUGAGUUUGAUGAAAUUACAGUCACAUAUCCUCCUGAAGAAAAACAUCAGCUGGCUGAUGCAGUUUUGCUUAAAGAUGCAUUGGAAGAUCUUCCUGCAAUUACUAAUGAAGAGAACCAGAAUGAAAGGAGCUAUGGCACUAAACCUCGUACUGAGUUUCAAAAGUAUAUCAGAUUAAAGAGAAGUGAGAUGGUGAAUUUUUCAACUCACUCUAAAAGUGCACCAAGUGGAAUGCUGUUUGAUCACCGUCCUCUCCAGUUAAACAAAGAUGACUAUGACAGAGUUUGCCAAAUUCCAAAGAAGAAGGGAGCAAACUUUAGAGACCUACCUGGAGUUCUUGUUAAAGGCAACAAGGUUGAAUGGGAUCCUUCAGUUGAACGAGUACUGCUUCAAUCUGGGAAGCCAUUGGUUCCUGAUUAUGCGAUGUCAUUUGUCCGUGGAACCUCUUCAAAACCCUUUCGUCGAUUGUGGUGGGAUGAAAUUGUGAAUACAGUUGUAACUAGGGCAGAACCUCACAAUCAGGCCAUUCUCCACCCUGAACAAGACAGAGUUCUUAGUAUCCGAGAGAAUGCAAGGAUACAGGGAUUUCCUGAUUGCUAUAAACUUUGUGGCCCUAUCAAAGAGAGGUACAUGCAAGUCGGAAAUGCAGUGGCUGUUCCUGUGGCUCUUGGCCUUGGAUACACAUUAGGUUUAGCUAUCCAAGGACUCUCUGAUGAUAAGCCCUUGACAACUCUCCCAUUCAACUACCCAAGUUCUCUUGCUCUUAAAAAUUUAGCUAAGGUUGAGGAUAAUAAUUCAAGUUGACGCGUUCCUCUCUCUGCAAUCCCAGUCUCUGCCAUUUUAAAGUCAAUUUGCAUCAUUCUUAUAAGGAUUUUCCUUUUCAAGUUGAGAGAAUGCAUCAGGCUGAAGAAUUGUGAGACUAUGUUUUGUACUAUUAUUUUCAUUGUUUGUGAUUUUAGAUUCACUUUUGUGAUGGUCUGCAAUUUGUUGUAAUGUAUCCAAUGCUUAAAACAAUUGGAAUUCAGUGAAUGACUACAAUUUGAUCAA